Molecule: messenger RNA, 2385 nt
Organism: Arabidopsis arenosa
Lineage: Eukaryota; Viridiplantae; Streptophyta; Magnoliopsida; Brassicales; Brassicaceae
Source: the annotation of a GenBank genome assembly
GAGAAAGAAUCAAAAGCCAAAUUCGAUCAAUCAAGCUGGAGUGGAAGAAAGGGAAAGUGAACCCAUUGGUGAGGGGAAUAAGAUCGAGGUUAAGACCAAAAUCGAUGCCUUUAAAUGUAGUCAAUGAUCGUGAUGGUUCUUCUCGCAUUCUUUUGACCGACCCUGCUGGAUCAACUGCUGAGGUGCUUUUGUAUGGAGGACAAGUGGUUUCUUGGAGAAAUGAAAGGAGAGAGCAGUUGCUUUAUAUGAGCAGCAAGGCGCAACUGAAACCACCCAAGGCGAUUAGGGGAGGGUUACCUAUCUGCUUUCCACAGUUUGGGAAUUUUGGUGCACUUGAGCGACAUGGAUUUGCUCGUAACAGAUUCUGGUCAUUCGAUAAUGAUCCCUCACCUCUGCCUCCGGCUAACCAGCAAUCAACUGUUGAUUUAGUAUUGAAGUCUACUGAAGAUGAUUUGAAGAUAUGGCCUCAUAGCUUUGAACUUCGUGUUCGCAUAUCUAUCAGUCCUGGAAAACUUACUAUCAUCCCGCGUGUGAGGAACACUGACCUAAAGGCAUUCUCCUUUAUGUUUUCACUUCGUAACUACUUAUAUGUAUCCGACAUAAGUGAAGUUCGGGUUGAGGGUCUGGAGACACUUGAUUAUCUGGACAACUUGAUGCGUAGAGAAAGAUUCACGGAGCAGGCAGAUGCAAUUACCUUUGACGGCGAGGUUGAUAAAGUGUACUUGAACACUCCGACAAAGAUUGCCAUCAUAGAUCAUGAGAGAAAAAGAACUAUCGAGUUGCGAAAGGAAGGCAUGCCAAAUGCAGUUGUGUGGAACCCUUGGGAUAAGAAGGCCAAGAGUAUUGCAGAUAUGGGAGAUGAGGAUUACACAACAAUGCUGUGUGUAGAUUCUGGUGCUAUAGAAACCCCAAUUGUGUUGAAGCCACAUGAAGAGUGGAGAGGGAGACAAGAACUCUCUAUCGUCUCCUCAAGCUAUUGCAGCGGUCAGCUCGAUCCACGUAAGGUCAUGGAGAGGACUUGGAUUGUGGAUGGUCCAUGGAUCGCAAGGAAUGUAAAGAAUGCGUCUGUGUCUUCAGCUCUGCAGAUUAAAGACUGUGAAGCUUAUAUCAACUGCCCUAACUGCUAUUACCGCGUCGACAACAGCAAUGUACUGACUCCAUGGCCAGGCCUUCCUAAAGGUGUGAAAUUUGAGCCAACAGAUGAGGAAGUGAUUGAGCAUUUGGAAGCUAAGUGUGGUAUUGAUGGCUUAAAUCCACAUAUUCUUAUCCAAGACUUUAUAUGUUCAGUCACUCAAGAUGUUGGUAUCAACUACACUCACCCUCAAAACCUUCCAGGUGUGAGUAAGGAUGGAACUAGUGUCUUCUUCUUUAACAAGACCGCACAUGCAUAUCAAAAUGGGCAGAGAAAGAGGAGAAGGAUCACACCAACUAGUCUCAAGGAUGAAUCGGUUCGCUGGCACAAGACUGGUCAAACCAAACCGGUGAUCCUCAAUGGAGUCCAGAAGGGAUGCAAGAAGAUCAUGGUGCUCUAUAAGAGCGCGAGGAAGGGAUUAAAACCCGAGAAAUCGAAUUGGGUUUUGCACCAGUACCACUUGGGAACAGAAGAAGGCGAGAUUGGGGAAUAUGUUGUCUCUAAGAUAACAUAUCAGCAACCAAAGCAAUGGGAGAAAACCAUCGAUGAGAGUGAGAGUUCUGGGGCUCGAGGUGGCCUGACCACACCGAAAACUACUACUCCUACACAAGCUAAACCUGUGAUUUCUGUUGAUGAGGAUGAAAUAGCUUAUGAUGAUACUAAGAUGGUUCAUGAUUCAUUUGCCGAGGGACUGGAUAACAUUCAAGAAGCUUCUUAUGGUUCAACAUCAGACAGAGGAGCUCAAGUGGCAGGGAAUGUGAGUGUUAUUGAAGAUAACUUGGUUUCCAAGAAAGUUGAAGCUUCGUCGUGCCUUGUGGAAAAGAACCCUAAUUAUGGAAAUGUUGACAUUGGAUCUGGGAACUUUUCAGUCUCAGAUUUGGAGAAUGCAGAUUUAGGGACUCUCCCUGAUUUAUUUUCCUUGGCUUCUGAGGACAGCUUAUUGAAUUGGUUGGGAUGGUUUUGAAGCUAAGGACAAGAAGUAUUUUUUUCUUGCAUUUUCCAAGAUAGACGACAAGAAAAUCCAGAGAAGAAGAAUAAAAACAAAGGCAGGAACAGGAAUGUAAAUAGAUCAAAGUAGCCAGGAAAGUAAGAUUUAUCGACAUUUGCUUCUGUUUCUGUCAUCGGAGACGCCAUGUAAUUUGUUCCUUUUUCAGAAUCCCUGAAAAAUCACUUAACCUCUGUUUGUUGUUGUUGUUGUAGUUUACUAUAGUGGUUAUGUUGCUUUACGUAGACAAUACAAUUUCAAUGGCUUC